UCUGUGGCCGGUCGUUCAAAUCUAGUGGAAAACGGAAGAAGGGCACCAGUUAACAUGAAAACAACUCGGUUACGUAUGUAACCUUGGUUACCUCAGACAAAGGGAACGAGAUAUUGCAUCAGGAAGCUGACGCUAUGGGGAAUUGGCUAUAAAAUUGGCUAUGGUGUUUAAGCCCCGCCCUUUUAGGCGCGAAGCUGUCCGGUAUAAAAGCGGGUGUACAAACAGCAUUCCUCAGAAUUUUAUGACUGAGGGACAAAGGGUGCAUCACUCGCACCUCAAAGAACUCUUGAGUCUGUAGUGCGGCCAGCUUACGCAAUGUCUCGUUCCCUUCAUCUCAGGGAACUGAGGUUACAUACGUUCCUUUACGACACAGUACACUUGACAUUGCAUCAGGAGGCUGAUGCUAUGGGGAACAGAGUCCCAUCAUGCCGCACUACACGACAUAACCUUCCAGAGAGGAAACAUGUGAAUGACCCUCAUUGUCUUGUAAGGACACACCGUUCGUCCAUGCCAAUGAAGAGUACACGCCUGUAGUUGAAUGUAAUUUUACACCAAUUGGGCAAUUUGCACUCUGCGACUCGUAAGCCAGGGCGAACGUAUCAACGAUCCAGUGAGAAAAUCUUUGCUUGGAGAUGGACAUUCCUUUUGUGCGUCCUCCAUAGCACACAAAGAGCUGGUCAGACAGUCUGAAUUGGCGGGUGCGCUCAACGUAUGUGUGUCGUGCUCGCAAAGGGCAUAACAAAUGCAGUUUGUAAAAUGGUGUCCAUAACCAACUGAGCCAAUUCUGGCUUGUCUGCUGUGCUCUGUUCAAAGGCCACAUGUGUAAGCUUCACAUCUCUGGCUGGGGAUGCCAAAUCGUGCCUUGUGUUUGAGAGAGAAGGUCUCUCCUCAGCAGUAUUUCUCAUGGAGGCCCGUCCAGUAUUUCUACCAUCUCCACAAUUAACAGAACUGUUUCCAUGUCCACUCAGACUUUGCUGAUGACAGAAUGGAGGCGGCGCACCGGAGGAAACGCAUACUUGCGUUUCGCCGGCCAUAAGUGGGCCUGGCAACUUAUAUAUGUCGCUACUGUUGUGUUGAAGUGAUUCACGAUAAGCUAUCAAAGCUAGAAAGACAGCCAGUCCAGGUAUAGAAAGUCAGGUGUCCAUCACACACCACGCCCCAACCUGUGUUGGAUGCAUCUGUGGUCAGCACUUUCCUUCUGAAAAUUUUACCCAGCAUAACACCCUGUUGGUAGAAGGCCGGCGCUGUCCAUGGUGCUAGAGCAUCUCCGUGAGGGUCAGCCAGAUGUGACGAUCCAAAAAUAUGCCACUACCACCUCUUCGACAGGGGGUAGUUGGGCAUAACUUUUUUGUCUUCACCGUGGUCCAAUCUGGUGAAGACAGUGGAAUCGCGGUGCGAGCGAGCUGAAUAGGUCGCACACCAGGAUUUUCUAAGUUCGAUAUGAACUACUGGGAAGAACGGAUCAGACCUGCAGAACGCGGUCGCUUAACGACAUCAAGACUGCAGGAACCGCUCGUCAAAGUGAGAUUUUUCAGGUUCCUCUGGAGGAGACCACUCGAGACCGAGCUCUUCAACCACCCUUGAAAGGACGCAAAGUUUCUCCUUGUAAGUGGCACGUACACGCUUCUCGCUGGGGUAAGGGGCAGCAAACGUCAUCAAUUGACCACUCACCAGAUGCGUCGAGAGACAUAACAUCAUCCCCAGCAUCAGAACUGCUGAAUGCAAUGUGGUCAUGCGCUCCAGCAGAGGGCCGGAGCUUGUCAUGCACAUAUUGUAUCGCAGUAGAUUGAGGGGUUCGCAGGGCAUGUGCCGGCACGAGGUCCACCUCAAGUUCAUCCUGCUUGACCUUGCAGCCCUGCCGUGCCUCCUCGUGUGAUCCCUCGGGAGUCACAGAGAGGCGGGUGGGAGGGUGAGGGAGGCACAAUCGUCCCUUAGAAAAAUCCUAAAGUUGUCAUUAAUACAAAUAUUUAAGUGGUCCUAAUUAAACAGUAAUUGAAAUGUCACAUUUUGAAUCAAAUAACUCAAAUAUAUACGUUCUUUAAACUUUGACUUAAAGCACUACUAAAAAAUGAUCACGUACAAAAUUGCGGCUGUAUGGAAUAACCAUAAGCCCUUGCGCUUGAAUAAAUUAUGUAUGUUUGGUCAAAACAAGGGAACUUAUGUAGAAAAAUAAUUAUUGUUUUUUAAAAAAUGUAUAUAGUUUUAAUACUUAUGACUAUUGUAGUUUUUUGUUGUAGCUGGUUGAUGGUUGUGAUUUGUGUGAAAUCACCAUGAGGGUGAUUAGUGUUACCUCUUGUGAACUUGGAGCCUGAUCAAUUUAAGCCAUUCUUCUUUACUCAAUUGUACUUUACAAAAGUGCAGAUUUAUGUGCACUAAGAAGUACUGAGUAGAACCCAAUGUGCCAUAUGGCUAACCUAGAAUCAAGUCAUAAUUUCCUUCAUACUGUAUAAGACGUGCUAUAACCAAAUUUAAAUAAUUAAAUAAAACAAUGAUACUUUAAUCACAGAUGAGUUAAGUUUACUUGUAAAUAGUUAACGUUACCUAAAAAAUGAGUUCAGUUACUUGAGCCAAAUAAGUACAUUUAAUUAGUGUAUGCAAAUCGAUAGCCUUGAAAUAUCUAAGGUCAAAUAAUUAGACUUCACAUUGUGAGGUGAAAAUGAGGAUUCACUCUGCCAGUGUCAUUCAGUCGGCGUCUGUAAAUUCAGACCACAACAUGCGUGUUUAGAAUUUUCUGAUGGAAAUUUUUUUGCAUUAUGACAGAAAAUGCACAAUGUUGCGUCGUGUCAGUGCAAUACGUUGAAAAAAAAAGUUAAUAGCUGUGUGUGUGUGUCCCUUAACUUUUAACCCCCAUCAAUCUGAACAUUGGUUUUGAUGAAAAACAACCCAAAAUGUAAGUAAUUUUUAAGUGAAAAUGAGUCGUUUGCACAUUCAUGAGCACUAUGUGAAAAGCUUUUUCACAUUGGCUUGCAUAUUCAUGUAAGAACUUGGUUUGUUCCUCACCAAAAUCUAUUGUAUGCUUUCAGAUGAUUUGGAAUAUGACUUUAUAAUAUAUUAUUUUUAAAGUUUUAAACUGAAGCACUGUCCACUGCCAUUGCAUUGAAAAGGCACACCGUGAUAUUCAUUUUAUGUUCUCCAUAAGAAAGAAAGUCAUAUGGGAUCGGAAUGACAUGAUGGGUUUACAGUGAUACAACGUUAUGGCAACCAAGUUCUAAAACUGGAUAUAACUUUACACAGAACAGAGAAUAUAUUCGUCUUUUGAGCUGAUUGUAAAAAAUAAUGGCAGAAUCUUCAGGAAGUGAAUAUCAGGAGCAGUUCAGCUGUCCGGUCUGUUUGGAUCCACUGAAGGAGCCGGUGAUGAUUCCAUGUGGACACAGUUACUGCAUGAGCUGCAUUACUGACUGCUGGGAUCAAAAGGACCAGAUGCCACCGUACCGCUGUCCCCAAUGCAGAGAGACCUUCACUCAAAGACCUGUACUGAAAAAGAACACUGUUUUAGCUGAGAUGAUGGAGAAGCUGCAGAAGACAUCCUUACACACUGCUUCCUGCUCUCAGGAGGUCUCUUGUGUGGAGUGUGAUGUUUGCACCACAGAGAAGAAUAGAGCUGUAAAGUCCUGUCUGCAGUGUUUGGCCUCCUUCUGUGAAACUCAUCUGUGGAUUCACUAUCAGUCUCCUGCAUUUAUGAAGCACAAACUGGUCAAAGUCUCCACCCACGUUCAAGAGAACAUUUGCCUCAAUCAUGGAAAACUUCUGGAUGUUUACUGUCAGGAUGACUGUCAGUGCAUUUGUUACUUGUGCAUGAUCGACAAUCAUAAAGGCCACAGUGUGGUAUCUGUGGAAUAUGAAUGGACUAAGAAAAAGAAGUUGUUAAAGAAAAAAAAGGUGAAAUGUCAAAAGAUGAUCCAGGAGCGAGAGAGAGGUCAACAAGAACUCAGUGAGGCUGUGAAGUCUUUUAAUAUCUCAGCACAAGAGGCGGAAGAGGACAGUGAGAAGGCCUUCUCUGAGCUCAUCUGCUCUCUUGAGAAAAAACGCUCUGAGAUUAAAGAUCUGAUCAGAGCUCAAGAGAAAUCUGAAAUAGAUCGAGCAGAGAAACUUCACAAACAGCUGGAUCAGGAGCUGACAGAACUCAGACAAAGAGACGAGGAGAUACAGAAACUUUUAGUUACUGACAAUCAGGUCUUUUUUCUGAAGAGUUUUUAUUCCCUGUUUGUCUUACCCACAUAUGAAGACAUGUCCAGCAUCACUCAGCAUCCUCAACUGUCUUUAAAAGAUCUAACAAUCUCAGGAUUCAAAGAGGUUUUGGAAGAUUUUUGUCAACAGGAAACAACCAGAAUGUCUCGAGAUGUGUCAUAUGUGGAUGCUGCAGAGUCUCCAGACCCAAAGACUUUUUUUAUGCAGUAUUUCUGUGAGCUUCACCUGGAUCCAAACACGGCACACAAAAACCUCAAACUGUCAGAAGGGAACAGAAAAGCAUCGUACACAUGUGAAGCUCGGGAGUGUCCUGAUCAUCCAAACCGAUUUGAUACUUUACAUAACACCCUCUGUAGAGAGGCUUUGGAUGGACGUUGUUAUUGGGAGGUUGAGUGCAGUGGAUAUGAACUGACUGUAGCAGUUUGCUAUAAAGGGAUUGGUCGGAAGGGGAAAGGUAAAGCCUGUAGACUUGGCUUUAACAAAAAUUCCUGGAGGUUGACCCGCUGUGUACGGAAAUUCUAUUUUAGACAUGAUAAAGAAAAUGUAAAUAUCCCUGCUGUCUGCUCCUCUAGAAUAGGGGUGUAUCUGGAUCACAGAGCAGGAACUCUGUCCUUCUACAGUGUCUCUAAGAAAAUGACUCUACUGUACAGAGUCCAGACCACUUUCACUGAACCUCUCUAUCCUGCAUUUGGGUUUGGAGCAGGUUCAUCUGUCAUAAUCAUAGAUAAAGGGGGAGUUCAGACAGACCAAUAAUAUAAACAAAUUUUGUUUGGCUAAAUAAUACCAUAAGUAUUGCCUGAAAUUUUCAUAGAUACACUAUAUUGCCAAAAGUAUUCGCUCACCCAUCCAAAUAAUUGAAUUCAGGUGUUCCAAUCACUUCCAUGGCCACAGGUGUAUAAAAUGAAGCACCUAGGCAUGCAGACUGCUUCUACAAACAUUUGUGAAAGAAUGGGCCGCUCUCAGGAGCUCAGUGAAUUCCAGCGUGGUACUGUGAUAGGAUGCCACCUGUGCAACAAGUCCAGUCGUGAAAUUUCCUUGCUACUAAAUAUUCCACAGUCAACUUUCAGUGGUAUUAUAACAAAGUGGAAGUGACUGGGAAUGACAGCAACUCAGCCACGAAGUGGUAGGCCACGUAAAAUGACAGAGCGGGGUCAGCGGACGCUGAGGCGCAUAGUGCGCAGAGGUCGCCAACUUUCUGCAGAGUCAAUCACUACAGACCUCCAAAGUUCAUGUGGCCUUCAGAUUAGCUCAAGAACAGUGCAUAGAGAGCUUCAUGGAAUGGGUUUCCAUGGCCGAGCAGCUGCAUCCAAGCCAUACAUCACCAAGUGCAAUGCAAAGCGUCGGAUGCAGUGGUAUAAAGCACGCCGCCACUGGACUCUAGAGCAGUGGAGACGCGUUCUCUGGAGUGACGAAUCACGCUUCUCCAUCUGGCAAUCUGAUGGACGAGUCUGGGUUUGGCGGUUGCCAGGAGAACGGUACUUGUCUGACUGCAUUGUGCCAACUGUGAAGUUUGGUGGAGGGGGGAUUAUGGUGUGGGGUUGUUUUUCAGGAGCUGGGCUUGGCCCCUUAGUUCCAGUGAAAGGAACUCUGAAUGCUUCAGCAUACCAAGAGAUUUUGGACAAUUCCAUGCUCCCAACUUUGUGGGAACAGUUUGGGGAUGGCCCCUUCCUGUUCCAACAUGACUGCGCACCAGUGCACAAAGCAAGGUCCAUAAAGACAUGGAUGAGCGAGUUUGGUGUGGAAGAACUUGACUGGCCUGCACAGAAUUCUGACCUCAACCCGAUAGAGCACCUUUGGGAUGAAUUAGAGCGAAGACUGCGAGCCAGGCCUUCUCGUCCAACAUCAGUGUCUGACCUCACAAAUGCGCUUCUGGAAGAAUGGUCAAAAAUUCCCAUAAACACACUCCUAAACCUUGUGGAAAGCCUUCCCAGAAGAGUUGAAGCUGUUAUAGCUGCAAAGGGUGGGCCGACGUCAUAUUAAACCCUAUGGAUUAAGAAUGGGAUGUCACUUAAGUUCAUAUGCGUCUAAAGGCAGAUGAGUGAAUACUUCGGGCAAUAUAGUGUAUAUAUACAGUUGUGCUCAAAAGUUUGCAUACCCUUGGAGAAUUGAUAAUAUAUGUACCAUUUUUAAAGAAAACAUGAGUGAGCAGGCAAAACACAUUUAUUUUAUUUCUUAUGGGAUUCAUAUUCAACUGUAGGUUAUAACAGAAUGGCACAAUCAUAAAACAAAACAUGGAAACAAUGAAAAAAAUGAAAUGACCCCUGUUCAAAAGUCUGCAUACCCUUAGUUCUUAAUACUGUGUAUUGCCCCCUUUAGCAUCAAUGACGGCGUGCAAUCUUUUGUAAUAGUUGUCUAUGAGACCCCAAAUUCUUGCAGGUGGUAUAGCUGCCCAUUCGUCUUGACGAAAUGUCUCCAGGUCAUGCAAAGUCUUUGGUCGUCUUGCAUGAACCGCAUGUUUGAGAUCUCCCCAGAGUGGCUCGAUGAUAUUAAGGUCAGGAGACUGUGAUGGCCACUCCAGAACCUUCACCUUUUUCUGCUGUAACCACUGGAGGGUCAACUUGGCCUUGUGCUUAGGGUCAUUGUCGUGCUGGAAAGUCCAAGUGCGUCUGAAGCGCAGCUUUCGUGCAGAAGAUUGUCUGCCAGUAUUUUCUGAUAACAUGCUGCAUUCAUCUUGCCAUCAAUAUUCACAAGGUUCCCCGUGCCUUUAGAGCUCACACACCCCCAAAACAUCAGUGAGCCACCACCAUGCUUCACAGUGGGGAUGGUAUUCUUUUCACUAUAGGCCUUGUUGACCCCUCUCCAAACAUAGUGCUUAUGGUUAUGACCAUAAAGCUCUAUUUUGGUCUUGUCACUCCAAAUUACAUUGUGCCAGAGGCUGUGAGGUGUGUCAAGGUGUUGUCGGGCAUAUUGUAACCGGGCUUUUUUGUGGCAUUGCUGCAGUAAAGGCUACUUUCUGGCAACUCGACCAUGCAGCUCAUUUUUGUUCAAGUAUCGUCGUAUUGUGAUCCUUGAAACAACCACACAGUCUUUUUCCAGAGCAGCCUGUAUUUCUCCUGAGGUUAUCUGUGGGUUUUUCUUUGUAUCCUGAACAAUUCUUCUGGCAGUUGUGGCUGAAAUCUUUCUUGGUCUACCUGACCUUGGCUUGGUAUCAAGAGAUUCCCGAAUUUUCCACUUCUUAAUAAGUAAUUGAACAGUACUGACUGGCAUUUUCAAGACUUUGGAUAUUUUUUUAUAUCCUUUUCCAUCUUUAUAAAGUUCCAGUACCUUGUUACGCAGGUCUUUUGACAGUUCUUUUCUGCUCCCCAUGGCUCAGUAUCUAGCCUGCUCAGUGCAUCCACGUGAGAGCUAACAAACUCACUGACUAUUUAUACACAGACACUAAUAGCAAUUUAAAAAGCCACAGGUGUGGGAAAUUAACUUUUAAUUGCCAUUUAAACCUGUGUGUGUCACCUUGUGUGUCUGUAACAAGGCCAAACAUUCAGGGGUAUGUAAACUUUUGAUCAGGGCCAUUUGGGUGAUUUCUGUUACCAUUAUGAUUUAAAAAGGAGCCAAACAACUAUGUGAUAAUAAAUGGCUUCAUAUGAUCACUAUCCUUAAAUAAAAGACAGUUUUUUUUUUGCA
This is a messenger RNA of Myxocyprinus asiaticus (Chinese sucker), 7809 nucleotides long. Its product is annotated as tripartite motif-containing protein 16-like. NCBI's taxonomy places the organism in Eukaryota, Metazoa, Chordata, Actinopteri, Cypriniformes, Catostomidae. The transcript has 8 exons. Gene Ontology annotation, molecular function: zinc ion binding; protein binding. The record is from RefSeq and is a predicted model, not a curated record. The coding region runs from base 3277 to 4941 and encodes 554 amino acids.